AUGGCUCCCUCACCGUGCUUCUACAUAUCCAUACACUUGCUUUUCUUGUACUUGUGGUCACAUCCUAUUGGUGCUCACAAUCUCUCUCGUUCUAUGAAACCUGUGUGUCUCGAGGACGAAUUGUCUGCCCUGCUGCAAUUUAAAGAGAGAUACGAAAUCGCCAAUGUUUCUGAUGAUGAUCCUCUCGCUCGUCCCAAGACUCUGUCUUGGAUAAACGAUCAGGACUGCUGCUCUUGGGAUGGGAUCAAGUGUGAUGAGAAUACGGGCCAUGUAAUUGUUCUCGACCUAGGAAGUAGUUUUCUCUAUGGUUCUAUCGACAACAACAGUACCCUCUUCCAGCUUACUCAUCUUAAAAAGCUCAAUCUCAACGACAAUUACUUCAACUACUCUCAAAUACCAUCCCGAGUUGGAGAUCUGCUGAGAUUGACUCAUCUCAAUCUUUCUUAUUCCCGUUUUUCCGGCCGAGUCCCAACAGAAAUCUUCAAGCUUACAAGGUUAGUGUACCUUAACCUGUGCUGCAAUAACGAUCCAUGUAAUGGUUUGUUGGAAAUGAAAGCGCCAGACUUGAGAAGCCUAGUUCAAAAUCUGAGCAGCCUAGAAGUACUUAGCUUAGGUCUCGUCGACAUGUCGUCCGAAGUGCCCAACACUCUGGCAAAUCUGUCUUCCCUAAGAAGUCUGAAAAUGAGUGGUUGCAACCUAUACGGUGUAUUUCCGUCUGCCAUUUUUCAUUUACCGAAGCUGCAAUUUCUUGUGGUAAGUGAAAAUAAUGCUCUCACGGGUAGCUUGCCUGACUUUAACUCGAGUAGUCCUCUCGAACAGCUGUCUCUGGAUAGCACGAGCUUUUCUGGAGAACUAUCCUCUUCAAUCGGAAUACUUCCUUCCUUGGGCUAUCUCGACGCAACUGAUUGCAAAUUCUCGGGAUCCAUCCCGGCUUCAUUUGCUAAUCUUAGCAGCCUCGAAUACCUAGGUGUUACUACAAACCCACUCACUGCUCAGUCCAUUUCCUCUUUGUCUUGGGUUUGGAAGAUUAAAAAGCUCACCACUUUGGACCUCUUCCACAACAAUUUAUAUGGCGAGAUCCCACCUUCAAUCAGAAACUUGUCCCACCUUGUUGAAUUACACUUGGUUGGAAACCAAUUAAGCGGUACCAUCCUACCUCAGCUCAUGAACCUCACUCAACUGGCCUUGCUUAAUCUUAAACGGAAUAAAUUCUAUGGCGAGAUACCUUCUUCAAUCUAUCAACUUCAAAAUCUCCAAACCCUCGCCCUUGCCGAAAACGACUUCAGUGGAACUGUUGAACUUGACAACUUUCUCAAGCUCAAACAAUUGGGAUUGCUCCAACUAUCAUCUAACAGGCUAUCAUGUCGCACAAGUAGCGUGAAUGUUAUUCUUCCUCAGCUUCAGAUCCUAGGACUGGCAUCGUGCAAUUUGAGAGAGUUUCCAGCAUUCUUACAAAACCAAAAGGUUAUGAAUUGGUUGGACCUAUCGGAUAACAACAUUAGUGAAGUGCCCUUUUGGGUGUGGAAUGGCACUUUUAAACAAAUGCAGUACCUGAAUCUCUCUCAUAACUUCUUAACUAGUCUUGAUCGAUAUUAUCCGAUCAAUCCUUCAAUUAUGUUCACAAUAGACCUAUCUCAUAACAUGAUGAAAGGACCACCCCCUGAAGCACCGCGGUCAAUAUUGUCCUAUAUAAUAUCCAACAACGGGCUGACGGGAGAAUUGCCACCGUGGAUCUGCAAUUUGAGUUCAGCAACCACACUAGACUUGUCUUCUAACAAUUUGACUGGUAAACUUCCGAUUUGUUUGGGCAAUAUCAGCAAAUCUCUCGUGAUAUUGAACCUAAAAGGCAACAAUUUCCACGGGAGCAUUCCCGAGGUAUUGGUGAGGGGCACACGAUUGACGAUGAUCGAUUUGAGUGACAACCAGUUGCAAGGCAAGUUGCCAAGGUCCCUAGCCAAUUGCAAAAUGCUCGAAUUCAUCAACUUUGCAAACAAUUCUAUUGUGGACACCUUCCCGUCAUGGUUGGGAUCUCUACCAGAGCUUCAUGUCCUUAUUUUGCGAUCCAACAAAUUCCAUGGGGCCAUAGAGAGGCCUAAAUCUAGUUCCACGUUCCUUAAGCUACGGAUACUUGACCUCUCUAUAAAUGCAUUCAUUGGUAAGUUGCCCAUGGAAUUCUUUCAGUCUUGGAAUGCCAUGAAAUCCAAGAUGGGAAACUUUAUGUACAUGCAUAGAAACCUACAGCCGAAAUGCUACCUUGAGUUCACCUACUAUGGCGAUUUGGAUUUCUCCAUGACAGUGGCUUACAAAGGGCUUGAAUUGUAUUACCCAAAGAUCUUAGAAUUCUUCACGAUCAUCAACCUCUCUAGCAACUUGUUUAAAGGAGAGAUCCCCGAUGUCAUAGGUGAUCUUAAGGGACUGCAGGGACUAAACCUUUCCAACAAUUCCCUCACUGGUCACAUCCCACCAUCGUUGGGGAAUCUCACAGCGCUCGAGUCAUUGGACCUUUCUUGGAACAAACUCUCGGGACAGAUCCCUCAGAAGCUGACAGAACUCGGGUUCCUUUCUGUCCUGAAUUUGUCUUACAACAAUCUGACCGGGUCUGUGCCGAGAGGGCGACAAUUUGAUACGUUUUCAAAUGAUUCUUUUGAAGGGAACUUGGGAUUAUGUGGGGAAUUCAUAUAUAGGAAAUGUCGAGAUUUAGGGGAUACGUCAAGACAACCUUCAACUCACAAAGAAGAAGACUUGGGAUCGCCAACUGAACUCAAUUGGACAAUUGUUCUGCUGGGAUAUGGGAUCGGCUUAGUGAUUGGAGUGGUUAUUGGAAAUGCAUUCAUCUCGUGGAAACAUGUUUGGUUUGAAGGAAAUGCCAGGUUAAGGCGACAGCCUAGGCAGAGGCAGCCUAGGAGGGGUAGGAACUCAUGGCUAGGCAAGGUUUUAACUUUCUGCAAAUGUUAG
Messenger RNA from Eucalyptus grandis, 2955 nucleotides. Its product is annotated as receptor-like protein 7. The transcript has a single exon. Lineage: Eukaryota; Viridiplantae; Streptophyta; Magnoliopsida; Myrtales; Myrtaceae. Gene Ontology annotation, molecular function: protein binding. The coding region runs from base 1 to 2955 and encodes 984 amino acids. The record is from RefSeq and is a predicted model, not a curated record.